CCUCCCAAAUUUCUUCUAUGAAGGUAAUUUAGAGUCCAAUAGUUUUGUAACCAAUGAAGAAAAUGACUUUGACUAUUUCAUUAACUAGUUUGAUUAUAUGUAUAUAGUGUUAACGUGUGGUUUUUAUGAAAUUUAAACUAAUCUAAAUAUGAAAUGAAAUGAAUUUAACCUCUAAACUAAAACUAAACCUGAAAUAGAUCAUGAUAAUUUUAUACGACAAUAUUUUUAGCCUCAUUUUUGAGGUUUGUGCGACACAAAUUUAUGAUACCCUAAUUUCAAAAUUUUAAUUAACAAUCCCUAAAUAUCCGACCUAUUGUUUGUUUAAACAGUUCAUACCAUCAUAAAUUGCCUUGAUUGCUUGAUAACUUACAUUCUACAUAAUGACAGUUCGUGAUGGCCUCCCUGCAAAUCUAGGGGUAACAGGCACAAAUAUGGAUAAUUCAACUACUUUCAAAAGUAUACCUCUGCCCACUAAUUCUCAGGAUGGAGGUAGGAUGGAAAACGAUAAGAACAAUCCUAAGAAACGUAUUAGGGUGGCUUGUGAUACUUGUCGUCGUAAGAAGAUAAGAUGUGACGGUAGUUACCCCUGUGGAAAUUGUACACAAUCAUCUAAUGAAGCAAACUGUGUAUAUAAGGAAAGACCAGUAAAGAAGAAGAUCAAAGCGCCACCGAAGCAACCUGUGGAAAAGGUAAAGAAAAUCCCUAAGAGAGUAUCAAACCGUAAGACUAUAGAGAUUCUAGAUACUAGAUUAUCAAGUUUGGAAAAUGUUAUAUUGAAGUUGACUGAUAAAUUAGAUCAAUUUUCUCCACCUCAAUCUAAAUCAAUGCGUCAUUUCAAGAUAUCAAACUCCCAGAAUGCAAAGACUAUAAAUAGAAAGAAGUCUUCAAGUGCAUAUGUAACUGCUUCUCUUGAUUCAGAGACAGAUGCUGAUACCUUCUAUAAAAUUCGAGAAGGUGAUGGUGACGAUGACGAAGAUGAUAAUGAUAAUGAUAAUGAAGACGAUAACGAAGAUGAUGAUGAAGAUGAUGAUUUAACGGCUUCAGAUAGUAAUUCGGAUGAAUCAUCCACUGAAGGUCUGGACAAUAACGAAUCAUCAAAGAAAGAAGAACAACUUCAUGCGAACGAUCCGAGAAAACCAAAUAAAGGCAUUUUACAAACUUUAAAAAUUGAACAAUAUUUUGGAACUCAUUCAAUCAUGUGUAUUUUCUCUCAGAAAUCUUUGGAGUGGAUUGAGGGUCAUUUAGGUCCAGAAGCAGCAGAUGUCAUUACUCCAAUCACCAAUUUACCGCUGGUAUUUUAUUCAAAAUUGAAGUCGUUCACUUUGAAAUGGAUUGAUCCACCUAUUAUUGACGCAAAAGGUCGUAGGAAAUUGUUGGAAAGACCUUUACCUGAUAAUAGAGCACUAGUAUUUGAUUUACUUGAUACUUACUAUAAAGAUCUUACCAUGGUUAACUCUCUUUGUAAAGAGGACUAUCUCAGGGAUCUUCUUACAGUUUAUUAUGAUAAUUUCAAUCAACCAAAUGUAACAAAAAGAAGAAAGUUUAAAUUAUCUGAAUAUUUGAUCAUGUCACUUGGAGUAUUGCUGUGUAUCACAGCAAAAAUAGAUGAGGAUUCGGUUUCGGAAGUUUCCACUCCUGUAUCUGCUAUGCUGGUUGGCUUGCUAGAUAAUGCUAUAUUCUAUUACCAUCGAAUCUCGGUGAUUAGUGAAGGUCUCGAAACUGUGCAAGGGAUAUUAUUAUUGGUGACAUACAUUGAAAGUAACUGGCUUACUAGUCAUGUUAACUAUAUUUUAACAUCUGUGGCAAUUAGAUUUGCUCAAGAGCUUGGUUUGCAUAGGUCUGAGACUUAUGAUGGCUUACCUAUAGAAGAACAAGAAAGAAGGAGAGUCGUAUGGUUAUAUUGUCAUUAUUUUGACAUGGAGAUUUGCUUCCGAAGUGGAAAACCUCCUAUGAUCAACGAUGCUGAUGUAACCACAAAUUCAGAUGAAGAUUUGGAAAAAUUCUGGACCUUAAGUUACGAUAAAUGCAAAAACACGGGCGGUAUAGUAGAUUUCCCCGAGCUUAAUGCAAAUCUUCCUACAUUGCCUCAAUAUUUGAGAUUAAUGAGGACAGAAACACAUCCAGCUUUCUUUUAUUUUUAUUUAUUGAUGAUUACCAAAGUCAAAGUCAAAUCAUAUAAUAAAUUAUUCGUGGCCAAUGCAAGAACUGAAAAUUCAGGUGAAUUAUACAAAACAUUGGACUCAUUAAAUCAAGAUAUGCUCCAAAUAUCGGAUCAUGUAUCUGAUCAUGCGAAACCAAGAUUUUAUAACGACCCUAAGUUUAAUUUGACUUCAGAGAACAUUUCAAGAACAGAACGUGAAAGUAUCCUUGGACUUCAAUUGACAUACUUCUUACAUUUGAUGAUCAUGAAUAGAGUUCCAUCAAUGCUCCCUGCGUGUCUGAAUGAUGCUCAGGCUAACAAAUUUAGAAACCUUUCGUUAGAUUCGGCUAGAACCAUUUUGAUUUUGAUUCGUCAAAUAGAUAAGAAGCAUACUAGUGUAUCAUAUUAUAAUUGGUUCUUAUUUUUUCCAGUUGCAGCAUUUUUGACUUUGUCAGCCGCUAUUUUAAAUCAUCCUAAUAUUGUGGAAACUAACGGUGACUUGAAAUUAUUAAUUGACUGUUCAAUUAACUUCUUCGGUGAUGGUAAACCAAAUUCUAUAUUUGAAGAAGAUAACUCGAAUUUAAAUGUCUAUCUGAGUAAAGAGGUGUUGGUAGGCUUAAUUGUGAAAUUAAUGUUAAGAAUUGUCCUUAAAUUUUAUGAAUCAAAAACUAAUAUAUCUUUGGCUAAUAGUGAUCAAAAGUUAAAAAAUCAUUUAGAAAGUGUUAAGAAGAAUUAUCCUGAAAUAUUCCAAGAUAAGUUGCAAUUUGCAUCAAAAUUGGCCUUUAUAUUCGGAGCAUCUCCGUUCUCAAGUAAUCCAAAUGUUCCAUCUACUAGUAGCAGUAUGACCAGUAGUGAUUCCUACUCGGGACAACGUCAAAAUUCAACAUCUUUCCGUAAUAGUCCAUACGCACUUUCUCCAAGUUACAAUCCGGCAUUAUCAAAUAUUCUUCAUCCUAGUGAUAUCCCAGUCAAUCAAAGUCCUCCAGUAACUGUUGCACAAUCCACACAUAUUCCAUACAAACCUUCAAUGUCAAUGAAUUCGACUGUCAUUGAUGGACUUAAUCGACCAAAUCAACAAGCACAACCAUAUAAUAAUGGAGGAGGUUCGGUAAUUACUCCAGGUAAUAGUGACGCUUUAAUGGACUAUUUGAAUGAUGACAAUUUGUCUACAAUAUUCUUUUCUCAAAUGAAUAGUUUACCAAAUUUUUUCUUUGAUAAUAAUUCAGGGAUUUGA
Molecule: messenger RNA, 3374 nt
Organism: Scheffersomyces coipomensis
Lineage: Eukaryota; Fungi; Ascomycota; Pichiomycetes; Serinales; Debaryomycetaceae
Product: transcription factor domain-containing protein
Exons: 2
Coding region: 381-3374 (997 amino acids)
Biological process (GO): DNA-templated transcription; regulation of DNA-templated transcription
Molecular function (GO): DNA-binding transcription factor activity, RNA polymerase II-specific; DNA binding; zinc ion binding
Source: RefSeq, a predicted model, not a curated record